This is a messenger RNA of Hipposideros armiger (great roundleaf bat), 1835 nucleotides long. RefSeq names its product leukotriene B4 receptor 2 (gene LTB4R2). The record is from RefSeq and is a predicted model, not a curated record. Gene Ontology annotation, biological process: neuropeptide signaling pathway. Bases 227 to 1303 code for a protein of 358 amino acids. Gene Ontology annotation, cellular component: plasma membrane. NCBI's taxonomy places the organism in Eukaryota, Metazoa, Chordata, Mammalia, Chiroptera, Hipposideridae. Gene Ontology annotation, molecular function: G protein-coupled peptide receptor activity; leukotriene B4 receptor activity. The transcript has a single exon.
GUGAGCUGACUGAGAAAAGGGGAUUUGGGUUCCAGGAAGAGGUAGUGUUUGCGUUGGGGCUGGGGUCCUGGAGGAAGCCAAGGCUCCCAGACAGAAAAGAGUCAGGAAUCAGGGCAGUGGGGAGAGGCACUGUCCAUUCUCACCUAGCCUCAGGGGUAAGGUGGGCUUUCGUCCCACCCCUCAAUGCCCACUAUGGCCCUUUACAGCCCCCUAUAGGCGCAGAAGGAUGUGGGACUGUUACCGUCCCCCGGGAAAUGAGACGCUGCUGAGCUGGAAUGCCUCUCGGACCACAGGCACCGCCUUCCUACUACUGGCGGCACUGCUGGGGCUGCCCGGCAAUGGCUUCGUAGUGUGGAGCUUGGCGGGCUGGCGGCCUGUCCGGGGGCGACCGCUGGCGGCCACACUCGUGCUGCACCUGGCGCUGGCCGACGGCGCGGUGCUGCUGCUCACGCCGGUCUUCGUGGCCUUCCUGGUGGGCAGGGAGUGGCCGCUGGGCUCGGCGGGCUGCAAGGCGGUGUACUACGUGUGCGCGCUCAGCAUGUAUGCCAGCGUUCUUCUCACCAGCCUGCUCAGCCUGCAGCGCUGCCUCGCCGUCACCCGCCCCUUCCUGGCGCCUCGGCUGCGUAGCCCGGUCGUGGUCCGCCGCCUGCUGCUUGCUGUCUGGCUGGCCGCUCUGUUGCUUGCCCUCCCGGCCGCCAUUUACCGCCACCUCUGGAAGGACAACGUGUGCCAGCUGUGCCACCCGUCGCCGGCCCAGGCCGCCGCCCACCUGAGCCUGGAGACUCUGACUGCCUUUGUGCUGCCCUUCGGGCUGGUGCUCGGCUGCUACAGCGUGACGCUGGCACGGCUGCGGGGCGCCCGUUGGGGCUCCGGGAGACACGGCACGCGGGUGGGCCGGCUGGUGAGCGCCAUCGUGCUCGCCUUCGGCUUGCUCUGGGCCCCGUACCACGCGGUCAACAUUGUGCAGGCGGUGGCCGCGCUGGCUCCACCCGAAGGGGCCCUGGCGAAGUUGGGCGGUGCGGGCCAGGCGGCGCGAGCUGGAACUACAGCGUUGGCCUUCUUCAGCUCCAGCGUCAACCCGGUGCUCUACCUCUUCACUGCAGGGGAUCUGCUGCCCCGUGCAGGCCCCCGCUUCCUCACGCGGCUCUUUGAGGGCUCAGGAGAGGCCCGAGGGGGUGGCCGCUCUAGGGAGGGGACUAUGGAGCUCCGAGCUACCCCUCGGCUCAAAGUGGUGGGGCAGGGCCCAUGCAAUGGAGACCCCGGGGGCGGGGCAGCGAGGGACAGUCAGGAAUGGGACCCUUGACACCAAACCCUACAACCAGGUCCGCUCUUUCCUAUCCCCUUCCAUUGCCCCCUAGAACUCAGGGAAGCACUCUGGAGCAUUUGGGGAUCCUGUUCUGAUCACAGUUUGGAUCUGUUCUGGCAGAGUUAUUAUACACCUGGGGCAGGCCCAGGUUCCUCCAAGCUGAGGGAUUUUAAGGGGUGAUGGUCUAUAUUAAUGAAUACUGUGCAUUUGCAGGUUGGCCUGUGCCCAUGUGCCAGAGCUGCUUACCUGUUGCCAAUAGCUAUUGUGAAAGACUUUGGGCAGCUAUUGCACCAUGGCUUAAGGGUGCUCCCUUUGGUAGUUAGCAUGCCCGAGUUGUACUGAAGCCACAUGGUUUCCAUGCUGGGUCAGGCCAAGGCUGGGCAGUGCCAGCCUUCAGUGGCAUCUUGACCUGUCCUUCCCACUUCAGGUGGCCUGGUUCCCUCACGCCAACCUAUAUAACCAUUCUGUAAAUAAAGGGAGAUAGAAGAAGGAAAGGUAUGGGCUCUUGGAUGUGGGGUGGGGAUGGAAU